This is a messenger RNA of Anneissia japonica, 5000 nucleotides long. RefSeq lists its product as uncharacterized. The transcript has 2 exons. Bases 89 to 4354 code for a protein of 1421 amino acids. NCBI's taxonomy places the organism in Eukaryota, Metazoa, Echinodermata, Crinoidea, Comatulida, Comatulidae. The record is from RefSeq and is a predicted model, not a curated record.
GAAAGGUAGACCCACAUCAUUAACAGAGGCAUUAGGUGUUAUUAAAUCAACAGAUUCUUGUAAGGUAUUAAUAACAGGGAAGGGAGGAAUGGGCAAGACUACCCUCCUUAAAUAUAUUGCUCAUCAGUGGGCUACCGAUGAUGAACAUGUCUUUGCUGAUAAAUUACUGUUUCUGAUAAAUAUCAGGGAAAUUAAAACAAGUAAAACGUUCUUGGACAUAAUAUUGAACAAAAUUGAUUGCAAAGCAAUAAUAUUGAAGAACAAUUUGUCAUCUUAUUCAGUUGAAAGGUUCUUGGUCAUACAUGAUGAUAAAAUAGUAUUUUUGUUAGAUGGAUAUGAUGAGUUAGAAAGAAAUUCGAAGGACCCAAUAGAUCUUUUCAAUAGAAGUGAAUUUCAAAAAAGCAUGGUGGUGAUAACAUCUCGACCAGACAACACAGCUGAUUUGGUUGAAUGCUGUGAUGUACAUAUUGAAGUAAAAGGAUUCAGUCCAAGUAACAUAAAGAAGUAUAUUCAAAAUUAUUUUCAUUCAAUCAGUGAAAUCAAAAUUGGCGAUUCUUUAAUAAAAGAGUUUGGACUGGAUUCAGAGCGCCCAAGGUAUUGGGAUCGUAAUCACAAAGAAGCAUUUAAAUUGUGCUCAUCUCCACUGUUAUUGCUUAACAUUUGUACAAUAUGGGAAGUAAAACGUGUUCUUCCCACAUACUUGCCCGAUCUUUUUAAGGAACUCAUUUGUUGUAUUUUAAAUCAAUACCUAAACAGGCCUGGCAAUAAAACUGCUAUUGCCAAUUUUGAGAGAAUUCCUGAUAAAUAUAUAUCUGCCUUUUUAGUUUUAGGAGAAUGUAUGUAUACAGGACUAAAGAAAAAUAUACUGUCUAUUGACAAAUACGAUUUGUCAAAGAUGGCAAAAAAUGAAGAAUUAUUAAAUUUAGCACUGGAAUUCGGGUUUGUUUAUGAAGAUACCCCUGUUAAUCCAGGUGAUGUAAGGGAGAUGUACACACCACCACAUAAAUUAAUGUCAGAGGCAUUAGCAGGGCUGUACCUGUCUACAGAAAUUCAGAAAGGGAGUUCAAAGGUUGAGUAUGAGGAAAUAAGAUGUAAUUAUUAUUUAAAUAUGACAAGGGUGUUUGCAAUAGGAUUUUUAGGUGCUGAUGCUGAUAAGUUACUGAAACCAUGGUUGAUAGUCAGGGCCUCACAUUAUCGCUCAAUAAUACAAUGUUUAGCACAUGUAAAGAAAGAGCAUGAAGAUGAUAUUCUACUGAAAUUGGAUAACCACAUGACCAACGAUAUGAAAGCACAUAAUAAGCAAAUGUUAGAAACAUUUAAAAGUCUUCUAAAUGAUGACUUAGCAUGUAGUCGACAAAUGUUGGAGUCAUCUAGAAGUCUUGAUGACUUGUUAUCAUGUAUUCAUUUAUUAAAAUUCCUAAAGAUGACCAUGGAAAAUCCUUUAUACAGGUAUGCGUUUCAUGAUAUUCAAGAACAAAUAGUAUUUUUGAUAAAUAGGUGCAGGGAAAGGCGGUGCAAAAUUGUUGCACAUACCUUGUUGUUACUUGAAAUAUUAGAAGACUAUAUUUAUCCAUACUAUUUACUUAAAUGUAUUUCAACAUGGGAUAAGGAAGAAAUCAAUUUACUUUCAGCAGAGAUGGAAAAACAUCAUUUAAAAUAUGAUAUUUCUAAAACUAAGAUUUAUUUUAAAAUGUGUUCAACAUUCUUGAUUCAUCUCCUUAAAUAUGCAAGUGACUUAGAAGAAUUGUAUAUAGAAAAUAUAGUAUGCAAUAGCCACACAUUGGUCACAGGUGCUAUACACACUGCAGUUAUUAAUGAUUUGGACAAUGCCAAUAUAAAGUUAGUAUUAGAAAAACUUGAUAUUAGUGGCAAUGAUCUAAAUGAUAUUGAUGGAACAUUACUGGGAAAAUUAUUUAAAAUAGCUCCUAAAUUAAAAUAUCUAAAUUUAAGAAAGUGUAGGCUAUCAGGUGGUACUUUGAGGGCAAUGAUCACAGAAUGCCAGAAAAGUGAAGAUACAGUAGACCAUGUUUUGAAACACUACAUGCUUGUACUGGAGGACAAAGACCUUUCAGAUAUUGAUGGUACAUCAGUUGCUGAUUUAGUCAGGGUAGAUUAUUAUGAAUUUGAUGAUGAUGAUUAUGAUGAUACAAUUUUCAUUCUGAGUGAUUAUUCUCUUACUUUUGAUAACAUAGAAAAGCUUGUUGAAUCAGUAGGUGAAAAUAUAACAUUGGUUUGGGAAAGUAUAGAUCUGAGUAGGAUUAACCUGUCUUCAGUAAGUGGAAUAACAUUAGCUCGCCUAUUUAAAAUCUGCCCAGACCUGAUGCAUAUUAACAUGAGUUAUUGCAGUUUAUCAAGCAGGAUUGUUAAUGAAAUGAUGGAAGAAUGUUGUAGGAUGAAUGUAGUAUUGAAAGACAACAUGCUUAGUCUAAAGGGCAAUGACCUUUCAGAUAUUGAUGGUAAAUCACUUGCAGAGUUAGUCAUGGUAGUUAGAAAGUCUUAUUAUGAGGAUGGCAUUUUCAGUUGGAGUGAUUAUUCUCUUACAGCUGGUAACCUAGAAAUGCUGGUUGAAUCUGUAGGUGAAAAUAUAACAUUGAAUUGGGAUAGUAUAAAUUUGAGUGGGAUUAACCUGUCUUCAAUAAGUGGUAAAACAUUAGCUUGUGUGUUUAAGAUUUCUCCACACCUGAUCCAUAUUGACAUGAGUAACUGCAGUUUAUCAGGCAGGAUUGUUAAUGAAAUGAUGGAAGAAUGUUGUAGGAUUAAUGUAGUAUUGAAAGACAACAUGCUUAGUCUAAAGGGUAAUGACCUAUCAGAUAUUGAUGGCACAUCACUUGCAGAGUUAUUCAGGGUAAUUUGUCAAUUUGAUUCGGAUUAUUAUUAUGAUUAUGAGAAUGGCAUUUUCAGUUGGAGUGAUUAUUUUCUUACAGCUGGUAACCUAGAAAUGCUGGUUGAAUCUGUAGGUGAAAAUAUAACAUUGAAUUGGGAAGUGAUAAAUUUGAGUAGGAUUAACCUGUCUUCAAUAAGUGGUAAAACAUUAGCUCGUCUGUUUAAGAUCUCUCCAGACCUGGACAAUAUUGACAUGAGUUAUUGCAGUUUAUCAGGCAGGAUUGUUAAUGAAAUGAUGGAAGAAUGUUGUAGGAUUAAUGUAGUAUUGAAAGACAACAUGCUUAGUCUAAAGGGUAAUGACCUUUCAGAUAUUGAUGGUACAUCACUUGCAGAGUUAGUCAGGGUAAUUUGUCAAUUUGAUUCGGAUUAUUAUUAUGAUUAUGAGAAUGGCAUUUUCAGUUGGAGUGAUUAUUUUCUUACAGCUGGUAACCUAGAAAUGCUGGUUGAAUCUGUAGGUGAAAAUAUAACAUUGAAUUGGGAAGUGAUAAAUUUGAGUAGGAUUAACCUGUCUUCAGUAAGUGGUAAAACAUUAGCUCGUCUGUUUAAGAUCUCUCCAGACCUGGACAAUAUUGACAUGAGUAACUGCAGUUUAUCAGGCAGGAUUGUUAAUGAAAUGAUGGAAGAAUGUUGUAGGAUAUAUGUAGUAUUGAAAGACAACAUGCUUAGUCUAAAGGGUAAUGACCUUUCAGAUAUUGAUGGUAAAUCACUUGCAGAGUUAGUCAGGGUAGUUAAAAAGUCUUGUGAUGCUUUAACGUUAAGCAAAUUUGGUCAGCCUAUUGAUAAGAAUGUACAUGUAAUUGUCAGAUGGAGUGAUUAUUCUCUUAAAGCUGAUAACCUAGAAAAGCUAGUAGAAUCAGUAGGUGAAAAUAUAACAUUGAAUUGGCAAUUUAUAGAUUUGAGUAAUAUUAACCUAUCUUCAAUCAGUGGAAGAACAUUAGCUUGCCUUGUUAAGAUCUCUCCAGACAUGAUCCACAUUGACAUGAGUUACUGCAGUUUAUCAGGCAGGAUUGUUAAUGAAAUGUUUGUGGAAUGUAGUGUUAUGAAUGCAGUGUUGGAUGUCAACAUGCUCAAUCUGCAGGGCAACAACCUUUCAGAUGUUGAUGGUAAAUUAUUGGCAGAAAUAAUCAUAGUAUUGCAUAAGCCUAUUAUCCCUUUUAUUUGGAGUGGUUAUUUUCUUACAGCUGAUAACCUAGAAAAGCUGGUCGAAUCAGUAGCUGAAGAAAAUAUAACACUGAAUUGGCAAGUGAUAGAUUUGAGUAAUAUUAACCUAUCUUCAAUCAGUGGAAGAACAUUAGCCUGCUUAGUUAAGAUUUCUCCAGACCUGGUCCAUAUUAACAUGAGUUACUGCAGUUUAUCAGGCAGGAUUGUUUAUGAAAUGAUAGAAGAAUGCUGUGAGAUGAAUGUAGUAUUGGAAAAGAACAUGCUUAAUCUGGGGGGUAAUGACAUUUCAGAUAUUGUAAAUCACUUGUAGCAAAUUUGUUAUGACUAUAACUAAUGAAUUGUGUAAAACAAACAUACACCACAUGCUUAUAUCAUACUGUAUAUAUGUAUCAAUCAAAUUAAGCAAUCACAUGCUGUUAUGUUAUAUACAAAUAGGAUAACUAUACGUUACAAUGCAACUACAAAAUAAUAUACAAUAUUAAUUAAUAAUAAUUAAUAAUAAUAAUAAUAAUAAUAAUUAAUUAUUAAUAUUUGUUGAUUUACCAUAGUAUCCUUUAAAAUUGAGGCAAUUGACAAAGUAUUGGUUCUGGACCCCUAUUACCCCUUUAUGUACAGUAUGUUAAUAUAUGCGUUGGUAUGCGUGUGUGUGUAUAUUAUACUGUAUAUAUUUUUAGUUGUAAGUUGUGAAAAAAUGGCGAACCUCAAUUUUGUACAUUUUUGGUUGGUCAGGCGUGGCCAACACAAUUUUUUUUUUAUUUGGCCUUAAAAAAUGUAAUUAUGUGUUUCAUUAAGUAACUUUGCACUAUCAGAUUUACUUUGCUAGUAAGUUAUAUUACAUCGGUCGUUUAUAUCAAAUGAAUAAUUACAUACUUCUGAUUAACUACUGUAGAUUAUGUUCUGGUUUUAGCAACUGUGCACCUCUGUGUUAAAGCCAGGCUUCAGAGUAAUUAUUGUUA